UGCACGAAAAGAGCUGCUCGUAGCCGCACUACUGUGAAUAUCUCUAUGCUCAUUGCCAGGACUGUGGAGUGUGCAAAGGAGGGAGAGAGAGCCGGAGAGAGCGAGGAGGAGAGGUGGAGGGAAUACAGUUGGAUUUGGAUACAACUGGAAAACUACCAAGCGCGCACAGCACGCACCGAGCGGAAGGCACAUCGACGGUGCGUAGCACAACAUUUCACCUACUCCCCGUCCCCUGCGAUCGGAUUCAGGCGAGAAUGGAUCUCCCUGCCGCCGGAGAGCACGUCUUUGCGGUAGAGGGCAUCGAAAAGAAGCGCAUCCGCAAGGGCAAGAUAGAGUACCUGGUCAAGUGGCGAGGCUGGUCUCCCAAAUACAACACAUGGGAACCAGAGGAAAACAUCCUUGACCCGCGUCUCCUCGUGGCGUUUCAACACAGAGAGAGGCAGGAGCAGCUGAUGGGGUAUCGCAAACGUGGGCCAAAACCAAAACACCUCUUACUCCAGGUGCCCUCAUUUGCCCGAAGAUCCAGUAUCCCAGCAGGCUUUGAGGAAACAUGUCAGGAAGCAGAGGGUGGCCUGAGAUCUGAUCCUGUCCAUGUCCAGCGCUCCCAGCCUCAGCAGUACCAGCUGAACAGCAAAAAGCACCACCAGUAUCAGCCCAACAGCCAGGAGGCCCCUGCUGACCAGCUAACCAACUGCAAAAAGAAGUUCAUCUACCAGCUAAACAGCAAGAAGCACCACCACUACGAGCCUGACCCGAAUAUGUACGACACACAAGCCUCUAAGCUUAAAGAGGUGGUCAAAGUUCAGGAACCGGCCAGUAAACCAGCAAAUCCUGGCAGGAACUUACCACUGGCACUGCAGCAGAAAUGGGUUCGUGACAAAGACACAGGGUGCUUGAGCAAAGUCAAAGAGUUGGCAGUAGAGGUGAGGAAACCAGCGGUUAAAGAGGCUGAGAGUGAACAUGCACUUAAACCCAAUCCUAAAGACGCAACCCUGCCUAGCGCUAUUAGCAGCAAAAUGAAGAUAAUCAAGAACAAAAACAAGAACGGACGUAUUGUUAUUGUCAUGAGCAAAUACAUGGACAGUAACAAGGUUCAUGGAGCAAAGGGUAAACAUGGGGAAUCAUCAAGUGAAGAGAAACCGCAAAACACCAGACCAUCAGAAAACAAUCCAGUACACAGAACCAAAAUGGUGGAACACCCAGAGAACGGCAUCCCCAAGGAGAUCUGUAACGGUAACUCUCUCCCUGCCGCAGAGCAUCCUACAAAGUGUUCCCCAAAGGACAGACAUUUCUCCAAACCAUCACCAAGCACAGCCGAGGAGUACAAUACUGAAGUGGCUCGGGGUCAGGCUGACUUGCCAGAUGAUCUACCGCUACAGCUGACCGCUAGCUCUCCCCCAAUGUCCUGGGCUGUUGACACCAACAUCCCGACCCCUACAGCCGUCGACCAGAUCAGGAUCCCUUCCUUUCCCAGUGACCGCAAGCGAAAGCUCUCAGAUCCCGUGGAGGACAGGAGUGUAUCCAAAGCCUACCUGACCUCCAGAAGCUUCAGUGUGCCCAGCACAGUCAUCACGCCACCCCAGGACAAACCCAUGGACCUCCACUGUAGUGGCCGGCGCCUCAGCAGUACACGCACCUAUGACGUUCUGGACUCAGGCAGCCAAGAGGAGCCAAUGGAUCUCAGCUGCCCAAAGACUAAGAAGCAAGUGGAGCCAGAAAUACAACCAGAACCGGCACCAGAGCCUGAGCCUGCUGUCAGAGAUUCUUCUCCUGUGACAGAGGACACACGGAAAUCCUCUGAGAAAUCUAAAGAAGCACCUGUUAAAAAAAUCUCCCCUUUUAUGGGAAAUAUCAUCAUCACUGAUAUCACAACAAACAGUCUCACCGUCACCUUCAAGGAAUAUGUUUCUUUCUAAGAGGCUGUUUGUAAAACGGGACUACCGGUGACUGGUUGGAUGAUGCCAUCAACAUGUACAUAUGUAAAAACAUCAGAAUUUUGUAUAUAUGGAAAUUUAUAAUUUAUCAUUCAAAUUCAAUAUGUUUCUUAUAAUGUUUUAUACUGUAAUUCCUCUGUGACGUUGUAGUCAAGAAAGUGCCCUCGAGGAUUUGAGAGAAUGCAUUUAGGUGGAUGUGUUCCACCAAAAAAAGAAAAAAAAAUCAUUUUAUUUGUCAUAUGGAACUUAAUGGGAUACUUUUGCUGUUGUUUCAUACCUGUACCAAACUUAUAACCUGAGAUGUAUGAAGGUUUAUACGUAUUUUGUAUAAAUAAUAUCUCUUAUUUUGGUCCUGAUAGAAGGUAGAGAGGAACUUGUUGAGUCUAUGGUGAUCUAAGAUCAAAUUGAAAGCACUUAAUUACAUUUUUAAUGUUAAUUUGUGUCAUGUACCUUCAUUAACAGAGAUUAUCUCUGUAAGUCUUAUUUCAGCUAUUUUUUUUUUUUUUUUUUUUUUUUAACUCCAGACAUGUACACUCAGUCUGACUUGGCAUAUUUCAUUAUGUGCUUUGUUUGUGGCUUGUAUAAGAAAAAAUUAUUAGCCAUGACAUUCAAAUUUAAAAAGCAGGUGUGUCUGAACACAAUGUAAACACAGUGACAACUGCGGGGCAUGCUCAGCUAUGUCAGAAACCUUUAAGCAAUGUCCCAGCCCUUUCUUUUGUGUUUGGUUUUUGUCUUGCAGUUCAGACGCAGCCAAGCCAUCAAUGGAUGGGCUGUUUACAAUCCACUCUAUUUCUACACUGCACGGUUCCUCUUUAGCAAACAUUUAUGGAAUAAAAUCUGACAGGUACUUUCUCAAAGAUCAUUACCAUUAAGGAAAUGGUGUCAUUUAUCAAACCUGUGAAUUCCUGUUAAGAUGACGUAUUGAUUCUUCCGGUAAUAAGGUUGUGAUUUAUGACCUUAUAGUUGACCUCACAUAUUGCUGGAGUUACUUUAAAAUAUCUGCUAGUCUUGUUAGGGUUCUCCUAAUGUCACACAGAUUAACGAUAUUCAUCUCAUUCUGCUGUUAAACCUCAUCAUGUGAUCUGAAGAAAACAGAUGACUGCUAAAUGUUUUAGAAGAAGCUACCAGGGUCAUUAAGGGGUAUGCUAUACAGAUUAAAUGUGAGUUGCGAGGCGGGCUUUUGUAUACUGUUACAUGCAAUCCAGUGAGUGCAAGCUGUUUUGAUUAUGCUGCUGAAAAUUCAAAUGUCAAAGCUGUUGGAUGUAACCUACAUUUGAGUCUAAAUUGCCUUCUACGCACAGUUAAUGCAAAACCAGUAAAAAUGCUAAAAUGCUAGAAUAAUAAAAAAAAUGAAGAGUGCAUAUUUAUUGACCUUUCAUUUUGUUGUUUAGAACAAUGACGAGAUGUUCUCUUCAUCAGACGCUGCAAGUGAUUCCACCGAACCUUUCUGAGUCUGUUUGCUCUUCUUUGUUCUCGUUCUUGUGCUUUCUUUUGCUGAUUCUCUCUUGCACUUGGUUCCAAGUAAAAAAAAAAGAUUGUUCUAAAGUAUGUUCUACCAGGAGCUGGUUGAAUUAUUGCUUUUGGCACAGCUUAUUGGAUGGUAUGUUUCACAAUAAAGAAAGAGAUUUGACCUCUGA
Messenger RNA from Toxotes jaculatrix (banded archerfish), 3571 nucleotides. It is a transcript of the gene cbx4, whose product is annotated as chromobox homolog 4 (Pc class homolog, Drosophila). The record is from RefSeq and is a predicted model, not a curated record. Lineage: Eukaryota; Metazoa; Chordata; Actinopteri; Toxotidae. The transcript has 5 exons. The coding region runs from base 255 to 1916 and encodes 553 amino acids. Gene Ontology annotation, biological process: negative regulation of DNA-templated transcription.